CACAGUCCGUGUUUCUGUUCCGCAAUUUUUUUUCGAGAAAAUCGAAAAAAGUGCUUCUGACAAAUGGUUUUUGUUUUAAAAAAAAUUUUUCUUGACGAAUGAUUUUUUUAAAAAGAUAUUUUUUGUAAAAAUUUGUGCCGAAAAAGUGAAGAAUGAAAUAGUUUUUGAGCGUCAAAAUAUCAGUUUCAGUCCGUUUGGAAACGAUAGAGUGGAUUUGAUAUUUGGUAAUAGAUAUUAUGUUAGAUCAAACAUGUUUAAUUUUGAUAAUAUUGACAACAGUGGAAGCAGUUCGAUUAAAUGAAUCAAACUUAAAAAAUACGGAAAAAAAUAUUGAAGAAGAAUGUUUUUUGGAAUUAAAUAUAAAUCAGAAUCAAAAUGAUGACAAUUCUAAAAUUGAUUAUGAUACGCAAUGUACGAUUGAUCAGUGGACUAAAGGUUGUAAUUCUUGGCAUCAAGCCCUCGAUGCAGAUUGUAAAUCCAUUUGUAAUGGAACCCAGGAAUUGCUAUCGCCCAAAGAACUUUUCUGCAUUGCAGGAUGCAACGAAGCCCUAAAUCGAUAUUAUCAUCAAUUGAAAGCCAGGAUUGGAGUAUUAUCUGCGCCAACUCUCGUUGGAGAUUCAUUGACUGCCACAUCGCUCAGACUUGAAUGGAAUGGAAAUGAGAUCAAGAGAAUUGGCAGUGGGAUAUCCUACUUUGUUCAGUGGAAAUAUCAGGAUUUGGCAGAAACUUGGCAGUUUUGUAGAAAUCAAUCCUGGAGGGAUGAUCAAAUUCUUGUUUACAAUUUACAAUCGUACACAAAAUAUAGAUUUCGAAUCGCUCUGCUAUUGAGAUCAAUUGAGCAUAAUGCUGAAAUGAUUGUCUCCACUCCAAGCAUUGUGAUAUCAACAAAACCUGCUGGAGUUCCAAUUUCUGCUCCUAGAAUUUUAAGAGCCAAUGCUAUUGACAGCCAUCGGAUUUCUAUUUCCUGGGAAGCUGGUCCAUUCUCCAAUGGACCACUUUUAUCAUACGUUUUGAAACUUUAUGAAGAUUCAGAAUUGCAGUCAAAGGAAGUACCAGCUACGGAAAUUUUGAAUUAUUACGUAUUUCGGAAUUUGGAACCGAGCAGAAAUUAUUCAGUGAGUGUUUCAAUGAGAAAUGCCGAAGGCGAUGGUCCUUCUGCAAUUAUUCACGUCUCCACAUCAUCAGAGUCCGUUGUUAAGGACACAGAGAAACCUCUCCUUAUUCUCGGAAGUCAGCAUUCAAUAAUGAAACAAGGAUCCGAUAUUUUUGACGAACCGAGUAUAAUUUAUGAAACCAGUUCAAUUAUUCAAGGAAUUGCAAUUCACGUCGUUUUGGAGCAAAUCUUCAUCUCCGAUUCAAUGGGCUUUAUAUAUCGAAAAACAAUUUCUGACAUUUCAAAAUCGACAAUUUUACUAAAUUCAGAUGAAAUUAAUUUCAAACCGUUAAGCAUGUCUGUUGAUUGGCUCAAUUUGCGGCUCUACAUUGUCGGACAAAUGAAAAAUAUGUCUCUAUGGCAAAUAGCAAGAUGUGAUUUUGUUGGCAAUGAUCUGACUGUUGUUGUGCCGAAUUUCCUCACGAAACCAUCUCACGUUGAAGUUGAUCCUUACAAUGGAUAUUUAUUCUGGAUCACUCGUCGAGGUUUUUAUAGACUCGAUUUGGCCGAUAUUGAUAAUAGUGGCAAUAGAAAGGUUCAACCAUUCCUGAUUCUCGAACAUUCAAAUUUAGGAGCCUUCAUUGUUGACCAUAUAAAUUUCCGCCUCCUUGUUUCUUAUCAUUCUGAAAAUACAGUGAAAUCUGUCUCUUUGGAUGGAAAGGAAGUCAUCGAUCUCAGAGCAAAUACACAACAAGCAAAAUUUAAAAAUGUCUCGUCCUUGACUGUGAUUAAUAAUCUAUUUUACUGGACGAACGGAUAUCAAGUUUUAACUGAAGGCUACCACUCUGGACAGGACAAAUACUUUCACAAUGUUUUUCCCAGAUAUAUUAAGUUUUCAGAAAUGUAUCUAAGUGUUCAUGCGUUAAUGAGUACGAGUCAACCGAUUCCUGUUCCGGUGAAUCCUCCGACGAAUGUUCAAGCAAUUUUGGGUUCGGAGAGGGCAAAAAUAUCUUGGCAGGCGCCUUAUUUGCUUGCAGAACAAGGACGAGGGGCUUGGCAAAAUUGGAUGUACGAAUUGGAAAUUAAAGACGAUUUCUCCGGGGAAACUAUUCAUCAAAUAGGAAUUUCUGAUUUGACACAAUCAAUCUUCAAUUUAAAAGAGAAGUCCAAUUAUUCGAUCAAGGCUGCUGCCUACUCGAUUGCUGGGAAGAGUCCAUGGUCCAAGGAAUUUAAAGGACAAACCUUAAGGGAUGAAUUCCAAGCCUCAAUCUUGUGGUCCACAAAUGAAGGAUUUUUAAUAAGCGAUAUAACUGGAGAGAAUUUAGAUAUUUUGAUUCACGAUACAAAUUUAACAGAAGAAGGAAUUGAAUAUUACAUUUUGGAUGUGAGUUGGUACAAAGAUUUAUUGUACUUUGUGGGAAAUAAUUCUCUUCUUUAUCAAUACAACAUGACUAGUCGUCAGAAAUCAUCGUUGAAUAUUAAUUCCGUCAGUUGUAUUGCAGUUGAUUGGAUAUCGAAAAAACUCUAUUGGACAAAUCCCAAGCAACAAAUUAUAAUGAGGUCAAAUAUGAAUGGAUCUGAUCAAGAACCUAUAUCCAUUCUGGCCAAUGUCAAAGAAUUAGUAAUAGAUUCCUUAGAAGCUUAUUUAUACUGGUCGACUGACUUUACCAUCCAAGUCGCCAGAUUGAAUGGCCAAGAAAGAAGAUAUUACUAUUCGGAUGAAAUAUUCAGUGACAAACAAGUCACAGGCUUGUCCUUAGACUUGGAGAAUCGAUUUCUCUAUUGGAUUAUCAGAAGCUAUGAAAAUGUAUCAAUUUUGUAUCGAGCUCCCACUUCUGAAAAGUUGCCCAUGAACCAGAAAAUUGUACCAGAAAAGAUUUCGAUUCUGGAGUACACAAAUAUCCAAGGUCCUCUAUGUUACUUCUCUCAACAUUUAUUAUGGCUUCAAGACGAUAGAAAUGCAAUAAUCGGAGAUAUGAAAGGACAAAAUACGGCAGUAAUCAAUGGAAUAACAUUAUCUGGUCUUCAUAUGACUUCAAUCUUAAAUCCACUUCUUCAUCAGUUCCCAAAGUUUUUGGAUUCCGAAAAUAUAACAGUCUUGCCGAAUUCGGUUAAUUAUCGGAGCAUAAAAAUCGAGGGCAAUUGGACAAAUUUCAACAUAUCCUGGGAUCCUGUUAAUAAUACAAAUUAUGGAAUUGUCUUUUAUAAAGUAAAAUUUGUCGAUGUGGGCAAAAAUUCGAUUGUAGAGAUAACAACGGAAUCAUCGAUUGCUUACAAUAAUUUACCAAAUAUUCAACCGUACAGCUUAAUGGAUAUCAAGAUAAAAGUAUUCACCUACUGGGAAAGUGCUCGUUACACCAGAAAAACGUUGAGAUCACCCCAGAGUACUCCAAGUCAGCCACUCAAUUCAAGAGGUUUUGUAGAAUUUCAAUCUGGUCAUUUGAAUAAUGUGAAGGAAAUUGACGUCAUCUUCAGGUGGGAUUCGCCACAAUUUUCAAACGGAGUUAUUUUGGGUUUCAUCGUCAAAUGUUGGUAUAUUAUGAAUGAGGCCGAAAUUCUUCUUUGCGAUUCAAUUAAUAUUCCAGCUUCAACACUUGAAUACAGAUUGCAUAAUGUUUUACCAAAAAUGACUUAUUAUUUCCAAGUGGAGGCCUAUACGGAAGUUGGCGUUGGACCGAAUACGGAUGUAAUAAGCAUAUCGACUGAAAAUGAAAAUCCCUUGCUUCAAUUAUUAAUUGUAACUACGGAUAUGGUGCAAAUUUCGGAUUUGGAUCAACAAAUUAAUUAUUCAAUUAAUCGACAUUCUAUUAGAGAAUUAACAUACCUGGCCGCUGAUGAGAAAAUAUUUCUGAUAAACGAAAUGCAAGAGUUGGUCACAAUGAAUAUAAAUGGAGAAAAUACGACAAAGAUUCUCUCCUUGAAUAAUCCGGCGAACAGUAUUUGUGUCGACUGGAUUUCAAGAAAUUUAUUCUGGAUCGAAUCGAGUUAUAAGAAAUCAAAUGGAAGUUACGUUAUGAAAUUGGAUUUAUCAGCUUGGUCUUCUGGAAUUUUGAAAUAUAAAAAAAUAAUCCUGAGAAAUAACAGAAUUGUAAAUUUGGAUAUUUCCCCCUCAAAAGGAAAAUUGUUCUGGGUGGAAUUGAACAGCAAACAAGAUCGUGGAGUAAUGAUGUACUCUGAUAUAGCCGGAGAGAAUGUGAAACCUUUUUUCAAUAAAGUCAAAGAUUGCUCUUGUCCUUUCAGACCAAUAGUUCGACCUGUUUUCACAAUUGACAAUAUAAAUCCUCAUAAUCCGAUAAUUUAUUGGGUAUCAUUGGAAGGACAUCUUUACGAAUCGGAGAUUGACGGAUGUUUCUGUAAUUUAGUCAUCAGUAGUGAAGAAUUACCUUCUCCAACUUCUCUAACCGUGGACAAAAAGAAUAUUUACUGGUCAAAUACAGAAAGUAAAAAACUAUAUUUCGUCGAUAAAGUAUAUCCCGACAAUGAAGCAGUGAAACAACAUCAACUAGUGAAUGCAAAACGAAUAAAAACCAUCGGAAAAUCAUUGCAACCAUAUCCUGAUGUUAAAUGUUUGACACCAGCUCAAACUAUUUAUAAUAUUGAAGAAAUUUCCAAAACUAAAAGUAGCAUCAGAAUCAAAAUGCCCAAAGCAGUUCGUGAAAUUUGUGAAAAUUACAACUUACCUUCCACACUGUAUACCAUCGUUUUUUCCGAGUUUUUAGAAGAAAAUAGCAAAGAGGAAAAACAAUUACAAACCUACGAUACAGAAAUAGAAAUUGAAAACUUGAAAAGUUUUGCAAAAUAUAGAUUUAAAUUAGCUUUAAGCAACUAUUAUGGUGAAAAUGGAAAUUUUAGUCUUGGUGUUAUUUUAAAAACCGGAAGUGGAAUUCCGUCAAGACCAAGAAAUGUGACUGUAAAAUCUUUAACACCAACAACUGCUGCAGUUUACUGGUUACCUCCAGAAACGUUAAAUGCCGAUAAACUUUAUUACGAAAUUCAUUAUACAGCCAUUAAAAUUGUUAAUUUCUUUAGAAAAACAACAACUCAAGUUGUUCAGUGCACAGACAAUAUAACCGAAGGAACACCGAAGGAAAAAGAAAAAAAAGUCAUCUUAGAUCAUUUAGUUCCCAAUGAAGAAUACAAAAUUUCCGUUCUUGCGUAUAAUCCAACCUUUAGGGAUUAUUACAAUCAAAGUUUCGAUCAACAUCUGAAAAUGUAUCCCGAGCCAAGUAAUUUAACUGUCAAACAAUUCACCAGAGCACUAAGGAUAUUUUGGUCUCCUGCCAUUAACUUGACUGUUAAUUAUUCUCUCGAAUUCUCGUCAGUGUCUUCAGCAGAAUGGCAAAUUGCCAACAUUUCCAAAAUUAUUAACAAUACAGCAGAAUUUCAAAUUAUCGAAUUGGAACCUAAAAACUCCUAUAAAUUUCGAUUGAAUAUAAAAUAUCUCGAUAGUAAUAUAUUUACUUGGCCGAGUGAUGAUCGAUUCAUCUUUGAAACACUUGGCGAUGUACCAAGUGCUCCAGGAAAACCAACAAUUUCAAGACUGAGAAAAUCGGUAUAUAAAUUAAAUUGGGAACCAGCAAAACCUCAUGGUUCGACAGUAAUAUUUUAUCGUCUCGAGGGAAGAAUAGUGAAUGAUCUCAAUAAUUUUGGACAGAGUCAUAGAAUUAAUAAAUGGAAGUUGUAUUACAAUGGAACUGAUAACUGCUGGACAAUUGAUUCGGAAUUGGUUUAUAGAUAUUAUUUUCGAGUUCAAGCUAAUAACGUUCACGGUUUCGGCAAUUGGAGUGAAUCAAGUGAAGAAAUAGAUUUAACUUAUAGUAAUAAUGAUCUAGUGACUUCACAGCCAACUGUUGGAUCGAUUCUGAUCAUGAGUUCCUCUGUUGUCAUUAGCGUCAUAUUAUUCAGCUUCUGUUUUCUAAUCUGUAGAAGUUAUAAGCAGCGUAAAGAAGAUAAGAAGGCAAUUUUAUCACCGAGAAUACCUGGUGACAUGGAAUUGGCCACUCUGAGAGAAAUUCCUCGAGGGAAUUUUAUUCAAUCGAAUGCUUUGUAUGGACCAUCAACGCUGCAAGUUGGUCAAGAUGAUGAGAUGUUACCUAAAUUAAAAAGAGAUGAAAUAAUAUUGAGCAGAUUUUUGGGGAGUGGUGCUUUCGGAGAGGUUUUUCAAGGAACUGCGAAGGAUUUGAAUGGACCGGGAUUUACGCCAGUUGCAAUAAAAACCUUAAGAAAAGGAGCAUCGUCUCAAGAGAAAAGUGAAUUCAUUCAAGAGGCCAGACUAAUGAGUCAUUUUCGACACAAACACGUUCUCUUGUUAUUAGGCGUUUGUUUGGAAACGGAUUCGCCUUUGCUGGUCCUAGAAUUAAUGGAAGCUGGCGAUUUGUUAAGUUAUUUGAGAUCUAAUCGUGCUAUUCAGUCUUCAUGUCCCAGUGCUCUUACUCUCCAGGAUUUAUUAUCAAUAUGUGAAGAUGUAGCCAGAGGUUGUCGCUAUCUCGAAGAACUUCAUUUUGUCCAUCGCGAUCUCGCUUGUAGAAAUUGUUUGGUAUCAUCCAAUGAUCGUCAACUCCGGGUCGUGAAAAUUGGCGAUUUUGGUCUCGCUCGAGAUAUUUAUAAAAAUGACUAUUAUCGUAAGGAAGGAGAAGGAUUAUUACCAGUGCGUUGGAUGGCUCCGGAAUCACUCGUGGAUGGAGUAUUUACGUCUCAGAGCGACGUCUGGGCAUUUGGUGUCCUUAUGUGGGAGAUAACAUCAUUGGGGCAACAACCAUAUCCGGCCAGAACGAAUCAAGAAGUUCUUCAUUACGUGAGAAGUGGCGGAAGGUUGCAGAAACCUCUUAAUUGCCCGAACUCUUUGCACCAAUUAAUGCUGAGUUGCUGGAGCUGUAUUGAGAGGAGGCCAUCUUUCAAAACAUGUCUUGAAGAAAUUAUCAACUUGAGAGUUACCACUGAAGACUCAUGUUUACUUCAAGUCUUCUCGAGUCGUUACUUGUCACAAAUCGGUUCUAAAAAAUCAAACAAUUCAGAAGGAAGCCAACAACUACAGUCCAUCGUUCAGGAAAGUAUAAUUUCACCAGCACUAGCCCCAAAAUAUUUAGAAUUACUAUCAAAUCCAGACGAAUGGUCUAUUUCCCCAAAAAAUCCCCUAUGUGCCUACGAAGUGCCAAAAUCGACCGUAAUUCAUAAAAAUGCAAAUGAAAAUUUCCAAUCAUCCGAAAAUUCAAGACACAUAAAACAAACGGAUACAAAAGACGAAGAAUUAUCGAAUCUAGAGAGUCAAAUAGUAGACAAACAAGUUGUAAAUAAAAUCCUACAGAAAAAAUCCCAACAAAGAAGACUCUCUGUAACGAGUUUGAACAUUCCGGAAAAAAAGAGAAACUCUUUGGUAAAUUAUCGAAAAAAAUCCCGAUCCCUUGACAAUCGUAAGUCAAGAAAUAUUUCCGGUAAUUAUAAAGAUUCUGUAGCAUUUACCAAAUAUUUUCGAAAUGAAAGGAAAGAAACAAAAGCAGGUUCAAUUGAGAAUUGUUCAAGUCAAUUGAAAACAAGUCUAAAGGAAAAUAUAAACAGUUCUAGAGAAUCAAAUGCAAGUCUAGAUAUUACGAGACCGAGUUCUUCGAUAAUUAAUUCCGAAACAUUCACGAAAGUUUCGAGCAAAAUUAGUCAAUAUAAUUUAGACAGUAAAAAUAAUAAGAUUCUAAAUUUAUCGAAAAUUCCAAAAAGCAAUUUACAGAAAGCGAAAAUUCCUCUAAUGAUAAAUAAUGCCUUAUUAAACUUACUGCAACAGACACCUGAUAUUGAUGAUAAUGAGAGAAUCAUUACCUAUACAAUUGUAAAUACUGAUGCACUUAGGGUAAAUGGAUCUUAAAAAUAAUAAAAUUGAGAAAAAGUCAAUUUAUUGUAUGAAGUUGCAAAUUCAGACUGAUCUAUUGAUUUGAAUUAAAAGUUAGGAAUAAUCUAUUAAAAUACAUUGUAAAAAUAUUUCUUUUUCAAGAAAUUGCAAAGGUGCCACUUUAACUGCCAUUUUUAAUGAGAAAAAAUCUUAAAAGUCUUAAAAGUCAUUAAUAUUAGUGAAUGUAUGCCAAAUGAUAUUUUUAUACUGUAAAAUUAUAAAUUGAUGAUUCACAAAUUCUGAUUGUUUAAAUGAAGGAAGUAUUUUUUAUUAAAUUU
This is a messenger RNA of Leptopilina heterotoma, 8248 nucleotides long. RefSeq names its product proto-oncogene tyrosine-protein kinase ROS (gene sev). Gene Ontology annotation, molecular function: protein binding; transmembrane receptor protein tyrosine kinase activity; ATP binding. NCBI's taxonomy places the organism in Eukaryota, Metazoa, Arthropoda, Insecta, Hymenoptera, Figitidae. The transcript has 20 exons. Gene Ontology annotation, biological process: cell surface receptor protein tyrosine kinase signaling pathway; protein phosphorylation; regulation of TOR signaling. Bases 237 to 7946 code for a protein of 2569 amino acids. Gene Ontology annotation, cellular component: signaling receptor complex; membrane. The record is from RefSeq and is a predicted model, not a curated record.